AUGCCAGGGGUCCCUCUGUUCCUGACCACCCACAAGAUAGCUGGAUCACAUGGAACUUGGAGGGAAAAGAGGAGAGGGAUUUAUUCUAUAGAUGAAGAUGAAAAAUUAACACCUAGCUUGGAAAUUCUCUUACCCCGAGAUCUGGCAGAUGGAUUUGUGAACAAUAAGCGAGAAAACUACAGGUUUAAAUUUCAAAGGAUAUUUGACCAAGAUGCAAAGCAAGAGAUCAUUUUUGAAAUCAUUGCCAAACCAGUUGCUGAGAGUGUCUUGUCAGGUUACAAUGGUACCAUCUUCGCAUAUGGGCAGACAGGCAGUGGGAAGACAUUCACCAUCACAGGUGGGGCCGAGCGCUACAGUGACAGAGGCAUCAUCCCGAGGACUCUGUCAUAUAUUUUUGAGCAGUUGCAAAAGGAUAGCAGCAAGAUCUACACAACACAUAUUUCUUACUUGGAAAUCUACAAUGAAUGUGGCUAUGACCUGCUGGAUCCAAGACAUGAAGCCUCCAAACUGGAAGAUCUGCCGAAAGUGACAAUUUUGGAGGACCCUGACCAGAACAUUCACCUGAAAAAUCUGUCUCUUCAUCAGGCAACAACUGAGGAGGAAGCUUUGAACUUGCUCUUCUUGGGGGAUACCAACAGGAUGAUUGCAGAGACUCCUAUGAACCAAGCUUCAACCCGUUCACACUGUAUUUUCACCAUUCACUUGACCAGCAAAGAGCCAGGAUCUGCCACCGUCCGGCAUGCUAAGCUCCACUUGGUUGACCUGGCAGGGUCAGAGCGUGUUGCAAAGACUGGAGUCGGGGGCCUGCUUCUGACAGAGGCCAAGUAUAUCAACUUGUCACUACACUACCUGGAGCAGGUCAUUAUUGCCCUUUCAGAAAAACACCGCACACACAUCCCUUACAGGAACUCCAUGAUGACCAGCGUGCUCAGAGACAGUCUGGGAGGGAACUGCAUGACCACCAUGAUCGCCACCCUCUCUUUAGAGAAGAGGAACAUUGAUGAGUCCAUCUCCACCUGCAGAUUUGCCCAACGAGUGGCCCUCAUCAAAAACGAAGCUGUCCUCAAUGAAGAAAUUGACCCCAGACUGAUGAUUAUCCGCUUGCAAAAGGAGAUUUCAGACCUGAAGACAGAACUGGCCAUGGCCACUGGGGAGUGGAAGACAGAGGAGCUCUCCAAAGCAGAACUCCUCCAGUUGGAAAAACUAAUAGCAUCCUUUUUGGAAGACCAAGAUCCAGAGAGUAGACUGGAAGUUGGUGCUGAUAUGCGUAAAAUCCACCACUGUUUUCAUCAUUUUAAGAAGCUGUUGAAUGACAAGAACACCAUGAAGAACACCAUCUCCUCUGAAACCACCCACCAAGCAUGCCAAGAACCUUUGAAAGAUGAAGAGUACACAAAGCUCCGAGACCUUCUCAAGCAGAGGGACAAUGAAAUCAAUAUCCUGGUCAACAUGUUAAAAAAGGAAAAGAAGAAAACCCAGGAUGCCCUGCACCUUUCGAGCAAGGAGAUGAGUGAAACCAGGACUGCCCAGAACUCACCCUUCAUUCCCAAGAGCCCAGCAGGUCAGAGCACCGCAGUCUCCUCAGCCCUGUACCAGGCCCAGGACCUCAGCACCUGCAGGCGCAGGUCCAGUUUGCUCCACAAAAAAACAGGAAUGAGAGAGGAGAUGUCACUGGGAUGCCAGGAGGCUUUUGAAAUUUUCAAGAGGGACCAUGCUGACAGUGUCACCAUCGAUGACAAUAAGCAGAUUCUGAAGCAGAGAUUUUCUGAAGCAAAGGCUCUGGGAGAAAGUAUAAAUGAAACAAGAAAUAAAAUUGGUCAGCUAAAGGAUGCCAUCACCCAGCGGCACCUACAGCAAGUAGCUCUUGGAAUCUCAGAGAACUCGGUCACACCCUCCAUGCCUGACCUCCAGGAAGAGAAACUUCGAGCACAGCUGGAGGAAGAAAAGACUAGGUACAAAAUGACGUUCAUGCGCCUGAAAGCCCUGAAGGUAGAGAUUGAACACCUGCAGCUGCUCAUGGACAAAGCCAAGGUGAAGCUGCAGAAGGAGUUCCAGGUCUGGUGGACUGAGGAGGCCAACAACCUGCAGGCAAACUCCCCAACCACGAAUCCCCAGGAGCACCUGAAGCCACUUCCCCAGCAGGACCAACCACAGCUUGUCUCCAAGAAAAGGAGGAAUGUGGGGCUCUUGCUGGGCAAGAGCACACACCAGGCAGUAAUGCUAAAUGGACCCAACACAUCUGGUGAGCUGCCAGAUGUGGAUCCUCCCUCAGUGAGCAUGCAGCGGUCAUCAGAGACCACUCAGGGACAGCAGUGUGGCCAAGGAAAGAUAGCGAGUGCCUCCCUGGAAUGCCAGCAGGGGCCGGCCACUACAGAUGGCUGUACUGACACAGGGAAGCUGAAAGUUAUCGUUUCUCCCAAGGACUCUCUGGAGCCACCCUAUAAUCUCAUGUCUCAGGAGAGAAUGGAAGGGGAUGUUUAUCAAGGCUGGGAACCUGAAGAUGUAGUUGACAAUCUGGAUGUCUGUGACAGGAAUGCCAGAAGAAUCAUCCCCUCCCCAUGCCCCAGUCAGUACAGCCAAGGACCCAGUGGCUCCAGGACCCAGCUUCAAGACAGGCCGAUGUCAUCUAUCCCUCUCACUGGGGACAGCCAGACCGAUUCUGACAUCCUGGCAUUCAUCAAGGCCAGACAGAGCAUUCUGCAGAAGAAAUUUCUUGCCAAGGAGCUAUGGAUGUAA
This is a messenger RNA of Cricetulus griseus (Chinese hamster), 2736 nucleotides long. NCBI's taxonomy places the organism in Eukaryota, Metazoa, Chordata, Mammalia, Rodentia, Cricetidae. The record is from RefSeq and is a predicted model, not a curated record.